Messenger RNA from Nelumbo nucifera (sacred lotus), 3065 nucleotides. RefSeq names its product ABSCISIC ACID-INSENSITIVE 5-like protein 3. Gene Ontology annotation, cellular component: nucleus. The record is from RefSeq and is a predicted model, not a curated record. Lineage: Eukaryota; Viridiplantae; Streptophyta; Magnoliopsida; Proteales; Nelumbonaceae. Gene Ontology annotation, molecular function: DNA-binding transcription factor activity. Gene Ontology annotation, biological process: positive regulation of DNA-templated transcription.
CCUUGCAUUUUCGGGUGACAAUGAACAAACCCUCGCUCGCUCAUUUGCACUUUCUUCCAACAAACUUCUCUCUCUCUCUCUUAUCGUCACCGCCACUGCAACAUGGUGCCUUAGCUAUCUCUGUUUCCGACUGGAACAACCUUGUUCGUAGACGUUAGUCAGCAACAACUCUUGAAUUUCUGUUUGGGUGUCAGAGUAUCGAGCAACUCUUCGGUGAGAAUGAUGCCAUACACAGAAGAAGAAGAAGUUGAUAGCUUAAUACAUCCAUGCUUGCAAGAUUAAACCCUCAAAUCCAAAAUAUGGUACCAAAGCUCAAAGAUUUUCUCAAUGGCCACUCUCCGUUUCUAAGAGUCUUUUUCUUUAUCCAAUGUGUCCUCUCCAUUCUCUGAAACAUCAAAUCUAAAAACCGGCAUAAUAGUCCUAUUCAUGGGCGGUGAUUCUUACCUAGUUUGCAGAAGAGUGAUGAAGAGUAAUAUAGGGUUUUAAAAAAAAUUAUACAUCGCAUGGUGUCAUGUGUGUAUAGAUUUUAAAGGAACAUCAAGGACGCUAAUGACAGGAGUAGAACUAGUCAAUCGUGAGAAAGAGUAGGGGUGGUUUAACAAUUAAAAGAAAAAGGAAAAAAAAAACGAAAAUACUUGCCAAAUCCAAACGUGCCUAAAUAAAUCGAAAGGGAAGUAGACAGCUAAUGAUAGUCUGAUAUCCUAUCCCACCCAAUUGCUAACCGCCAUGGCGCCAAAAACAUUACAAAAAUCGUAUCAGGUGGAGGGAAAACCUAUAAAUUCUCAAAUCAGAUGAGUUGGGGGGUAGAUGUGGAAGAACGCUUGACCCUACGAAGACACCAGCAAUCAAAGGGGAAAUUAGAGGGAGAAGCUCUAACAAGUCACACCGGAAUCGGGAAUUCCAUACUCUUUUCGUGGGAGACGAAAUCCUAAUUCAAAGUGCCUCACUUACACAACGGCCUUUCUCUCUCUUUCCCUACUUUUUCUCUGAAAAUCCGUCUCUCCCGUAACGAAUCCGCGUUCAGAGGUUGAUCUUUAACUGGUUUUUCACCCUUUCUGGCGGCUCCGACGCGGCUUUUCGAUUUCUUUAGCUGAUGUGGUUCUCAUUCCCGGUUCAAUCAAUCGGAGAGAUUUUAUCGGUUUCUUCAUUGUUUCUGUUCUGUUUCUCCUGAAUUUGCAAAUUAGAUUCUGUUCUCCAGGUAGUUUGUUCUUUUGUUGUUAUGGGGUAGUUCAUAUUUUCUUUUUUCUUUUCUCUUUCUUAGAGAUGAAUGCGAACCGAAUUCAGUUGGUCGUGAAUUUUUGUGAUGCUGUUUUGAAUAUAGCUGCUACUUGGGUUUCCAGAAAUGUCAAUAUGUUUUUCAUUUGCUGGAGUUGAUUUGAAUUUGAGAACUGAAUUGCUGAUUUCUGUGGUUCUCCGUCUAUUCGCUAGUGGGUUUAGGGUUUGUUGAAUGGGGUUUAGAAUCAUGGUGUCUCCAAAUAGAGGUCAGGCGGCUUAUUUCCCGCUUCUUGCUAGGCAAGGAUCUCUUUACAAUCUCACCCUUGAAGAGGUCCAGAACCAGGUAGGGGAUGUAGGGAAGCCCUCGAAUAGUAUGAAUUUGGAUGAACUGUUGAAGGGUGUAGUUGCAGCUGAAGGAAGUGAAGUCACGCACGACCAAAAACUCUCCACUGUGAGUGCCUCUCCAUCUUCUCCUCCUAUUUCUCCAGGAAAUUUCAAUUUGAAUCGGACACUCAAUAGGAAAACUGUUGAUGAGGUUUGGAAUGACAUUGUUCAGCAAGAGCAAGAAAAUACAGGAGGUGAUGGAUCUAUGCAGAGGCAACCAACUCUCGGGGAAACCACACUUGAGGAUUUCCUUAUCCGAGCUGGUGCCAUUAGUAUAGGGAAUCAGGAUGGUGUUCUUAAUCCCCAUUCCUUGGUGGCAAUAGACCCAAUUGUUUCAACAACUCAACAGGCAGACUGGUUGCAAUUGCAGAUGGCUGCUGUUCAACAGCAGCAGAUGGCAGUCUUGGGUUCUAGUGUGCCUCUUGCUGUGUCAGUGUUUGGGAAUUCAGCUGGGGAUUCUGGGUACUCAGGGAACCAACUGGCACUAUCGGUGCCAAUGCCAGUUGUGACAGUGACAUCAUCAGAUUCACAGUCAACGGUUGAAAGGAAGCAACGGUUCUCGGAUGAGAUGAUGGAGAAGACUAUUGAGAGGAGGCAGAAAAGGAUGAUAAAAAACCGUGAGUCAGCUGCUAGAUCAAGGGCAAGGAAGCAGGCAUAUACCAACCACUUGGAGAAUAAAGUGUCAGAGUUAAAGAAAACAAAUAAGAGGCUCAACAGGCAGAAGGAGAUACAGAUGCUUUUACCUUUGGAUCCUCCUCUAGAACCUAAAUACCAACUCCGGCGUACCAGUUCAACAUCAUUCUGAGACAGCAGGCAUAACUGUCCAUAUAUUAAUUUAAUUCUUUUAAAAUUCAUUAUUUUUUCCCCAUUUUUUCUUUAAUUCAUUAGCUUGUAGAUCAACACAGCAAUUGGUUUUGCAUUGAGAGCUUAGUUUGCGAUUGGUAUGCUACACCUCUUCACACACACAGAGAAAAAGAGAGAGAGAGAGAGAAUAAAAAUAGAUUCUUUUCUUUCCUUCCCCUUUUUUCCUUGGCUUGCAAGUCUCUAUUCCAGCUGAUACUUGUACAGAUUCCUCCAUUUGUUUGUCUAGCAUAAGAUAAGACAGGGGAGGGCGUUCUCUGCUCCAAUACCGACUGGUUCAAUCAUAUCAAUGGUUUCAAAUCAACAUCUUAUUCUAUUUGCUACGAAAUUUUAGUAAGCAUCAUUUCUCAUUUUCAAUCUGAUUUGCAUUGCUUAGAUUCUUUGUUUCUCUAUCAACUCAUCUUAUUUUAUUUUGUGGCUUUAAAUGUAAGUCGUGGUUAUCUUGAUGGAGUGUGGGUGGCAUAUUGCUGACUCUUGCAAUACCAGAUUUAAAACUUACUUAUUACCAUCCACGUGUCUCCUUUUAAGGAUCUGGACCCAUACUGAUAUGGUGCCACUGGUUCAUUUUCAGGACUCUGGCCCAUUUCUUUCUUCUUUCUUCUUUU